Molecule: messenger RNA, 768 nt
Organism: Rhododendron vialii
Lineage: Eukaryota; Viridiplantae; Streptophyta; Magnoliopsida; Ericales; Ericaceae
Product: probable histone H2B.1
Exons: 1
Coding region: 80-511 (143 amino acids)
Biological process (GO): nucleosome assembly
Cellular component (GO): nucleosome
Molecular function (GO): protein heterodimerization activity; DNA binding; structural constituent of chromatin
Source: RefSeq, a predicted model, not a curated record
UCUCACUCCACAUUCCUCUCACUCAUACGCUACUCGCCUCUCUCUCUCUACGUUCUCAUCAGUCAUCACAAACUCACCAAUGGCGCCCAAGGGAGAGAAGAAACCAGCGGAGGAAAAGCCAGCAGCAGCCGAAAAGGCACCGGCGGAGAAGAAGCCCAAGGCGGACAAGAAGCUCCCGAAGGAAGCCUCCGCGACGUCAGCGGGGGAGAAGAAGAAGAAGAGGUCGAAGAAGAACGUGGAGACGUACAAGAUGUACAUAUACAAGGUCCUGAAGCAGGUCCACCCCGACAUCGGGAUCUCAAGCAAGGCCAUGGGGAUCAUGAACAGCUUCAUCAACGACAUCUUCGAGAAGCUCGCCCAGGAGGCCUCCAGGCUCGCCAAGAUCAACAAGAAGCACACGCUUGCCUCGAGGGAGAUUCAGACGGCCGUGAGGCUGGUUCUGCCCGGGGAACUGGCUAAGCACGCGGUUUCGGAAGGGACCAAGGCUGUUGCCAAGUUUACUAGCGCUUGAGAAAUGUUAGGGGUUUGUGGCGGUGGCGGUUGGUUGUAUUUUGGAACCAAGGGUUUAUAAUAUGUAAAGGUAUAGUAUAUUCUACGGAAUGAAGGUUAUGUAAAGUUAGGGUUUGUGGCGAUGGUGGGUAUUUGAUUUUGGGGGGUUUUUAGAACUAGGGUUUAUGAAUGUAAAGGUUUAGCAUUCUACGGAAUGGAAGUUUAUGUCAUGUUAUUUUGCUUGCGGUAAUGAAUAGGACUUGAAAUUUCUGGGGGUAA